Messenger RNA from Mixia osmundae IAM 14324, 579 nucleotides. RefSeq lists its product as uncharacterized. Gene Ontology annotation, cellular component: mitochondrial inner membrane. The transcript is spliced from 3 exons. Lineage: Eukaryota; Fungi; Basidiomycota; Mixiomycetes; Mixiales; Mixiaceae. The record is from RefSeq and is a predicted model, not a curated record. Gene Ontology annotation, biological process: mitochondrial respiratory chain complex IV assembly. The coding region runs from base 1 to 579 and encodes 192 amino acids.
AUGCUCAGAUCAAGGCCAGCCACCGCGCUCACACGGCAGACAGCAGGAUGUACAUGCAGUCGAUCGCGUCCGAGCAUGACAAAGCCGUUCGUCAGUGCAUUCGCAACAGCAUCAGCCGGUCCAUCCUCAUCAUCGACCCCUCAUCCUCCUCGAGCGAGACGCUUCAACGACACGGUCGAGCUGCCAAGGGUCCAAUCACGCUUUCCAGUCUAUGCCGGCUUCGCGAUCGUCUUUGUUUCCUCAUGGGUCGCCUUUGUCAUGUAUGCGAUGAAUGCCGAAAAGGCAGCUUCAUCGGUGGUACGAACGCUCAGUUUCAACCUCAAGACGUCGCCAGACGUCAGGGCCGCCCUCGGAGACGAUGUCAGGCCUGUCAACAGCAUCUUCGGCGAACCUUGGAUUUCAGGUAACAUUGGACUCCUCAGCGGAUCUGUCGACAUACAUUUCCGCGUCCAGGGCAGCCGGGACGGAGGGACGGCUUACUUUACUUCAAUCAGACGCACACAGUCGUCACCCUUUGAGAUCCUCACGUGGAAGAUCAUCAAAGACUCGGGAGAGGUCAUCCAAUUGAUACAACAGUAG